Molecule: messenger RNA, 1860 nt
Organism: Pseudogymnoascus destructans
Lineage: Eukaryota; Fungi; Ascomycota; Leotiomycetes; Thelebolales; Thelebolaceae
Exons: 3
Coding region: 126-1613 (495 amino acids)
Source: RefSeq, a predicted model, not a curated record
GGCUGAUGAGAAGCAAGUAUAAAUUACGAAUCCAGAAAUACCAGAGCACCCCAUAUUUCUAACAGUGGGUGCACUGUUCUGUCUUUUUGAACAUUGCUGAUAUAUCCUCCAGGCUUUUAUCCAAAAUGGUUCCCCGUCUACGAUCCGAGGGACUUCAGCCAAGCGCGGGCGACCUUCGCCGGCGUUGUACUGCAAUUUGCUUCGACUACUGGUUUCCAGGGAUUUUCACAUCUCAGAAACCAAUAGUGUUAUCUUUGGCGCACUUGACAUCCUGGAGUGCAGAGCGUAUCGCUCGGGCGACGACGACGACACAGAAGUGUCCUGAGAAGAAUAAUGACAUACUGGCCGAGGAAGUCUGGGAUUUUUAUAUGGCUUGGGUUGAGCACUUGCCUCGUUGCAGGUCCAGGUUGGAGGACAUGGAGAAAAGCAUGUGGGAAAACCUUCAGCAGUUCAGGUUUGACAUAUUGGUGCCAUGUGCAAAAGAGCGAAACCUCGCAAACACUCCAAGGCCUACAACCUUUACAUAUGCCAGACUUUGGCUUCCAACUGAGCGAUAUUCAGGCCCAGAAAUCCCAUCAUUUCUGCCAGAGGAUGGCAUUGACAACUACCGAGCCUGCAUGAGGCUCGCAGAAAACGGGCCGAUGACUUGCUUUACCCCGGCAGAGCUCAAGAUCAUCGAGCAACUUGGACCCCAUGUGAGGCCCAUGAUCAGAACGGUAAUGAACGAAUGCAUGGAAUACCUCGAGCGGGAUAUGAUGACGGGAGAAUUCAGCCGGAAAGUCUUUGACCUUCAUCGUCAUCUCGGCAAAAUAAUGCAACUGGGCAACAGAGUAGUUGAGCUUUGGUGCCAUACGUUUGGCUCGGUCGAAGUCUUCGCGGACUCAUGGAAUGUCAGAGUUAGGAGGGACGAGGAGACGGGAUACGACGAGCAAGUGGACGAGGUGGUAACUCAGCUUAAGGAUCAGGUUGAAAUCUCCAAACGGCGACAGAUCAAAAAAUCAAUUGCGAAGACACAAGGGAGAUGUCUCGUAUACCUGAAUUCGAGUCCACAAGCCAUCAAAAUGCUUGUCAUCUGCAUGGUAACCGAUCGGAUCCAUGCUCUCGAUGAACUUCGGCACAACCGUCGUCAAGAAACAGGCGGCACUCUGGUAAGUAUCGAGGAUCUUCCAAGCGAUGCUAAAGAUUGUCCAAUAUGCCGCGAGACACUCGGUGUUCAGAAUGAAGCCGGCGAAAUUGAGUGUCCAGUUCGACUUGUAUCUUGUUGUGGACAGUAUGCGGGUGAAAGAUGCCUCCAAGAAUGGUAUCGAUCGCCUGAAGCUCGAAGUUGUCCGCUUUGUAGGCGUACGCCUUCAAGUUCAUUUUUUGAGAAGUUAUAUCAAAUCGAAUUCAAGUUUUCCCCCUCCCCCGCCCCCUCCCCCACCAUUAUGUUCUUGGUGCGUGCCGAGGAGCAGCCCCAAUUCAUUCCAAUAAUUCCUGAAAGGGGAUCGGAGAUAAGUGAAGAGCAGCUUCAGGCUCUUCAGGGAGGACGUGAUGUUUCGGUCACGGUAGGAGAUGGUGUUAUGAUGGUACGCCAGGAAACUCCUUUCGAGCGGGCUCUUCGACAGCUGGACUGAGGUCUGCAUAGCAUAGCGAGGUUAGAACAACCAUAGGAUGUGGGAAUGGUAUUCGAGUGAGGAGUCAACGAAUGAAAUCCUUUAGCCACUUGACGCAAAAUCAUGAGGCUGAUGACCUUUGGUGACUGAUAUGAUUAACCUUUAGCCUCGAUGGCUGCUCGAUUGGAUAACUAAAAUAUUAGUUGCUGUUAAUUGCACGGUUGACCCCUGAGAGGUAUGAAACACAAUUCAACGGCGGAUUCCAAGG